CUCGAGCAAACAAAUAAGCAUACUUCUGUACCUUUUUCCUUCGAUUGUUUUCUUCAUCUCUAUCAUGGCUGAAGCGAUUGUUUCCAGGGUGCUGGAAAAGUUGAGUUCAGUAUUAGAGGAGGAGGUGAGACGCAUUACCAAUGUUCGUGGUGAAGUUGAAAAGCUCGCCAGCAAUUUUCGAGCCAUCAAAGCUGUUUUGGAGGAUGCGGAGCGGCAGCAAAUGUGGGAAGGGAAGACCAGUGUUCGAGAUUGGUUAUUCAAGCUCAAGGAAGUCUCAUAUGACAUUGAAAAUGUGCUGGAUGAGUGGAGCACUACAGUUUUCAAGUCGAAACUUGAGAAGAAGAAGGUAUGUUGCUUCAUCCCCUCUCCUUCCUUCUGUUUCAACAGAGGGAAAUUGCUUCACAAAACCGCACACAAGAUAUUAGAGUUGAAUGGGAGGUUGGAUGUUAUUGCAAAUGAGAGAGAAAAGUAUAGUCUUAAGGAAUUAAAUGUUGAAAAACCAAUUAGACGAGAGCAAACUACUUCUCUCGUAACUUUAGCUGAGGUGUGUGGUAGAGUUAAGGAUAAGGAGAGGAUUGUAGAUAUAUUAUUGAAUGAGGGUGGAAUUGACGUGAUCCCUAUAGUAGGUGUUGGGGGGAUUGGUAAAACUACUCUUGCCCAACUAGCCUUCAAUAAUGAGAAAGUAAAAUCUCAUUUUGAGAAGAGAAUAUGGGUGUGCGUCUCUGAUCCUUUUGAUGUGAUGAGGAUUGCCAAAGCAAUUCUUACGUCUCUUGGUGAGAAUGCUUGGCAAAAUUUGGUUGAAUUGGAGGAUGUAUUAAAACUCCUUAUAGACUCAAUCAAAGAUAAGAAAUUCCUACUUGUCCUAGAUGAUGUGUGGAAUGAACAAUAUGAAAGGUGGGGUCUAUUGAAAAAAUCAUUGAGUUCUGGCUCAGUAGGAAGCAAAAUCUUAGUGACCACACGUAAGGAGACUGUAGCAAGAACAAUGCGUUGCACUACCUUGUUCCCAGUGGAGCAGUUGUCUGAAGAAGAAAGUUGGUUAUUGUUUUGUCAAAUAGCAUUUCUAGGGAGAUCCAAUGAAGAUCGUGAAAAUUUGAGAGAAAUUGGUAGGAAAAUAGCAAGAAAGUGCAAGGGCUUACCACUUGCUCUAAAGACAGUGGGUGGUCUCAUGCUCUUGAGAAAAACCAUAAAAGAAUGGCAGAGUGUCUUAGACAGUGAAAUAUGGGAACUUGAAGUGGCUGAGGAAGGUCUUUUUCGCCCCUUAAUAAGAAUUAAUAAAUGUCCAAAACAGAUAGGAAAUUUGAUACAUUUAAGGUCUCUUGACUUGUCCGAUAAUAGAUUUUUAGAGGAAUUGCCUGAGGCUGUUUGUGAUUUAUAUAAUUUGCUUAUACUAGACAUUAAUGGAUGUGAGGAGCUUAGAAGUUUGCCUUGUAGAAUGGGAAAUCUAAUAAAUUUGCGGCAUCUUUGGAAUGGGUAUACAGAUUGCCUGGAAUUCAUGCCUAAAGGAAUGGAGAAAUUGGCUUGUUUGCGAACAUUAAGUUUGUUCGUGGUGGACAGUGGUGGUAAAGGAGCUGCUCUUAGUGAAUUGGGAAACUUGAUUCACCUUCGAGGGGAGCUUGAGAUAAGUGGAUUGAGAAAUGUCAGAGAUGGGAGAGAGGCUGAGAAGGCACAGUUACGAAAUAAGAAGGGGCUCACUACUCUGGUUCUGACUAUUGGUUCUACUUGGUCUGAUGAGAGCCAAGUUUCUGAAGCAUCUGUUCUUGAAGCCUUAGAACCGCCUUUAGACUUGGAAAGGUUAAGAAUAUGGGCCUACAAAUGCCCAACCCCAACCUUAGGAGUUUGGCCCAGUUGGAUAGUGUCUCUAACCAAGCUGAAGUUCUUUGGGCUCUGUAAUUGUGUUGACGUUGAACAGUUGCCUCCCUUGUGGAAAUUGCCAUCACUGGAAUCGCUCUAUCUGCAUAAAAUUGGAGGAGUGAAAAAGGUGGGAGUUGAAUUCUUGGGAAUAGAAACGUCAUCUUUGUCUUCAUCUUCUUCUUCAUCAGCUGUUGUUGCCUUUCCCAAUUUAAAAUCACUGGAAUUUUGGGAAAUGGAGGAAUGGGAAGAGUGGGAUUAUGGAAGCAGAGGAGAAGAGGAUAUCAAAAUCAUGCCACGUCUUUCUUCCUUGGCGAUUUUCGAAUGUGAGAAGUUAAAGAUGUUGCCGGAUUCUAUUCUCCAAAGUGCUACCCUUCAGAAUUUGGAAAUCUCUUGGUCUCCAGUUAUUUCAAGUCGCUGCAAAGGGGAAUACUGGCCACAUAUCUCUCGCAUCCCCAAAAAAGACAUCUUGUGAGAACCUCAACUCUGCACAGGAGCAAGGUACUUCACAUUUGCUUAUAACAUGUUCAAUUUUUUUUUUUUUUUGAGUGAGCGACAAGGCCCGUACAUAUUCAAAUAUUAUUAAAUCAAACACUUUACU
Molecule: messenger RNA, 2449 nt
Organism: Rubroshorea leprosula
Lineage: Eukaryota; Viridiplantae; Streptophyta; Magnoliopsida; Malvales; Dipterocarpaceae
Source: the annotation of a GenBank genome assembly